UUAUUAGACUGGAAAAAUUAAAAAAAAUCGAGAGAAAGGCGGCCUUGCUUGUUUCAUUCAUUCAUAUCUAUCUACUCUAUCUACUCUACUCUACUCUACUCUACUCUACUCUUACGACUUUGUCAAUACCAACACAAAACCACUUACUUGGAGAUUGCAUUAUCAACAAGAACAACUUCUUUAAUCAAAAAAGUUUUACCUUUUUUCUGUUUAGACUUUCAAAAGGAAUCCCCCGUUUUAGAUAUCCCUUCUUCUCAUCCUCAGCCAGAAAGAAGUUUUCGUCUUCUUACCCUACUUACACUUUCCCCAUUUACUUUUUAAGCGCAAACACAACAUCACGAAUUCAAUAUGUCUGGUGGGUGCUUGCUAUUCGAACCACUCUUUUGGAUCUGGACUCCAAUACUAACUACAAUCAUUUAUAGUUGUUGGUGUAGACUUCGGUACUCUUAACACAGUCAUCGCUGUCGCAAGAAACCGUGGUGUUGAUGUCGUAUGUGUUUAAAUUUCUUUUGGGCUGUGGUUUUUUUUCUUCUGGUGGGGGUGUUUAUUCUAACUAUCCUUUGCGCAGAUCACAAACGAAGUUUCAAAUCGUGCCACUCCGUAAGUUAUCCUAGUCCUACAUCAUCUGCAAUACCUACAACAUCUCUGACAUAUCUACUCUAUAGUUCCCUUGUAGGGUUCGGACCCAAAUCCAGAUACCUUGGUGAGCCAGCAAAGACACAAGAAAUCUCCAACCUCAAGAAUACCGUUGGAUCUCUCAAGAGAUUAGCAGGCAGAUCGUUGAAGGACCCAGAUGUUGCUUUAGAACAAGACUAUGUCUCGGCUCCUCUUGUCGAUCUCAACGGCCAGGUUGGUGCGGAGGUCACAUAUUUGGGCAAGAAGGAAAGGUACACGGCUACUCAACUUGUGGCCAUGUACUUGAGCAAAAUCAAACACACAGCUUCCGUGGAGUUGAAACUUCCUGUUUCAGAUAUGGUCAUGAGCGUACCAGCUUGGUUCACUGAUGUCCAACGAAGAAGUUUGAUGGAUGCUGCUGAGAUUGCCGGUGUCAAGCUCCUCCGUCUGAUGAACGAUACCACAGCUGCUGCGUUGGGCUACGGUAUCACCAAGUUGGAUCUCCCAGGCCCAGAGGAGAAGCCUCGUCGCGUGGCUUUCAUCGAUAUCGGUCACAGUAACUAUACAGCCUCGAUUGUUGAAUUCCGAAAGGGUGAACUCACUGUCAAGUCGACCGCUUACGAUAGACAUUUCGGUGGACGAGACUUCGACAAGGCUUUGGUUGAGCAUUUCGCCGCAGAGUUCAAGGAGAAGUACAAGAUUGAUAUCAAGACUAACCCUAAGGCUAUGGUCCGUGUCGCUGCUGGUGCCGAGAAGUUAAAGAAGAUCUUGUCUGCCAACGCUAUGGCACCUCUUAACAUCGAAUCUUUAAUGAACGACGUUGAUGUGAGCGCCAUGUUGAAGCGUGAAGAGCUCGAGGCACUUGUUGAGCCACUUCUUAGCCGAGUCCACGUUCCUUUGGAGCAAGCUUUGGCCGAUGCCGGGCUGAAGGUUGAGGAUAUCGAUAUUAUUGAACUUGUCGGUGGUUGCACGCGUGUCCCAGCUCUCAAAGACCGCAUUCAAAAGUUCUUCAACAAGAGCCUUUCUUUCACGCUCAACCAAGAUGAGGCUAUCGCGAGAGGAUGUGCUUUCAGCUGCGCCAUUCUUUCCCCCGUUUUCCGUGUCCGUGAUUUCGCCAUUCACGAUAUCGUUAACUACCCAAUUGAAUUUACAUGGGAAAAAUCUCCAGAUAUCCCGGAUGAGGAUACUAGCCUCACUGUUUUUAACAAAGGUGGAAUUAUGCCUUCAACUAAGAUACUUACAUUCUACCGAAAGGAACCAUUUACUCUGGAAGCCAAAUAUGCCAAGCCAGAAUUACUGCCUGGCACAAUGAACCCAUGGAUUGGAAGAUUUACCGUCAAAAACGUCAAGGCUGACUCAAAGGAUGACUUCAUGAUCUGUAAAUUGAAGGCUCGUCUUAAUUUACAUGGUAUCUUGAACGUUGAACAAGGAUACUACGUUGAGGAUAUGGAGGUUGAGGAGCCAAUCCCCGAGAAGGAUGGAGAGAAGAAGGAUGAUGUGAGUAACCAGAUUUUUACUGAUAUUCAACCGUUACCCAAGGACGAACCUAUUCCAAAACGUCCCCGUUUGCAGGGACAUGAUAAACUAACACCCCACGUCAAGGCUAUGGAUACCGAUGAUAAACCAAAGACCAGAAAGGUCAAGAAGCAAGUCCGAAAGGGUGAUCUCCCAAUUGUCUCCGGCACCGCUUCCCUUGACACCGCCACCAUUGCCGCUGCUUCCGAACAGGAAAACGCCAUGAACAUGGAGGACAAAUUGGUCGCCGAUACCGAAGAGAAGAAGAACGAACUCGAGACUUACAUCUACGAAAUGAGAAAUAAGAUUGAUGAUCAAUAUGCCGAGUUUGCAAAUGAUGAGGAGAAGGAGAAGUUAAAGGCUAAGCUUGAGGCUGCCGAGGUUAGUUUCCCCUUUUACCUCAUCCCUGGAUUUAGUCAUACUAAUUCUCAAUAGGACUGGCUCUAUGAUGAAGGUGAAGAGGCAACAAAGGCUGUCUACGUGGCAAAGAUGGAUGAAAUCCGCACCGUAGCAGGACCAAUCGCCCAACGCUACUUUGACAAGGUUGAGGCUGAGCGUGAGGAGGCCAGGAAACAAGAAGAGGCUGAGUUGCAAAGGAAGAGGGAGAUGGCCGAAGCAGCUAAACAAGCAGCGAUGGCCAUGGAAGCAGCAGAGAAUGGAGGAAAUAAUGAUGAAAUCAUGACGGAUGCUGAGAAGGCCGAGCCCGAGGUUGAGGAGAAGUGAAGUGAAAAUAGAUGAUGGAGCAAAUUUGAGGGAGUUAGUUGGGUGGAAACAAAUAGAUCAUGCACGUUGUGAUAAUUCUUACGACUGAUAAGCUAGGAAUGAAUGGUAUUAUAGAACGAAUGGAUCUUAUGAUUAUGAGUAUGAGUAUGAGUAUGGGGUUUAAAUGAUUAAUUGAAGUGAGG
This is a messenger RNA of Sclerotinia trifoliorum, 3035 nucleotides long. Lineage: Eukaryota; Fungi; Ascomycota; Leotiomycetes; Helotiales; Sclerotiniaceae. The record is from the annotation of a GenBank genome assembly.